CCCGUACCGACCCCCCGCACCUCCCUUCUGCCAGCACCUCCUGCCAGCCCCACCGCCACGGCCGGGAGCCAGCAGGCCGUCCACCCAUCGGGACCUGUAGGGUUGUGACCUAAAGCCAAACUCCACCAUGUUCGCCGCCGCCGCCGCCGCCGCCGGGCAGGGGCAGCGCCCCCGGGAUGGGGGUCCCGACGGGCCCAAGAAGGACAGGGCCCUGGGCGAGGACCGCCACGACAGCGGCCUGGACUCCAUGAAGGACGAGGACUACGAGCUGAUGGUGCAGGAGCUGAGCGCCAUCCGCCUCCAGCCCCAGGCCCAGGCCCGGUCUAGGCCGCAGGAAGCCAUGGCGCCGCCCCCGCCCGCCGAGCCCUGGAGGCACCAAGUCACCGAGGACGGAGACUCGUUCCUGCACUUGGCCGUCAUCCACGAGGAGAAGGCCCUGGCCCUGGAGGUCAUCCGCCGGGUCAAGGGCGACCUCGCCUUCCUGGACCUCCAGAACAGCCUGCAGCAGACUCCGCUUCACUUGGCCGUGAUCACCAGCCAGCCCGAGAUCGCAGAGACCCUCCUGAAAGCCGGCUGCGACCCCGAGCUGCGGGACUUCCGGGGGAACACGGCCCUGCACCUGGCCUGUGAGCAGGGCUGCCUGGCUGCGGUGGGGGUCCUCACCCAGUACUGCCAGACGCAGCAUCUCCACGCCGUCCUGCAGGCCAGCAACUACAACGGUCACACGUGUCUCCACUUGGCCUCCAUUCACGGCUACCUGGCAAUCGUAGAGCGCUUGGUGUCCUUGGGAGCUGACGUCAAUGCCCAGGAGCCCUGUAACGGCCGGACGGCACUGCACCUCGCAGUCGACCUGCAGAAUCCCGACUUGGUGUCACUCCUGCUCAAGUGCGGGGCCGAUGUCAACCGAGUCACCUACCAGGGCUACUCGCCGUACCAGCUCACCUGGGGCAGAGAGAGCACCAGCAUCCAGCAGCAGCUGGGCCAGCUGACCAUGUCCAAUCUGCAGCUGCUGCCGGAGAGCGAGGAUGAGGAGAGCUGCGACACCGAGUCGGAAUUCACAGAGGACGAACUGCUCUAUGACGACUGUGUAAUUGGAGGCCAGCGCCUGGCGUUGUGAACUGAGCACGUUGGAGACAAUGUGGCCAUGUAUAUUUGUACAGAGACAUAUUUUAUUUUUCUUAUUAAAAAAAGAAAAGGAAAAAAAAGCUACACAGCCAGUCAGCCUCAGGCGCCGCAGGGCCUGGACCACGUCAUCGUUGCUUAGUUGGUGUCGGGAACCUGAGGAGCUUGGGAAAUCCAAGGAAAAUCUGUCUCGUGCCACGGAUUAGUGACUGGGCUCGGGGGGAGCCCUGUCCUCCCCACCCCCAUCCAAAGAGAUGUCUUCCUCGUGGAUUCCUCCUUCUCUGCUGGCUGUCCCCUGCCUGACCCCGUGGGAGCUGGGUGCUCACCCCAGUACUGUCUGUGCAGUGUAGCAGCCAGAUGGUCCUCCCUCCCCUGUAUAUGGUGUACAUGAUGUGUAUUUUGUUUGUAAUUAUUUUGGUACUGUGAGAUGUAUAUUUAUUAAACAGAUUUUUACAAAUGGAA
Ornithorhynchus anatinus (platypus) is the source of this 1584-nucleotide messenger RNA. RefSeq names its product NFKB inhibitor alpha (gene NFKBIA). Gene Ontology annotation, molecular function: protein binding. Lineage: Eukaryota; Metazoa; Chordata; Mammalia; Monotremata; Ornithorhynchidae. Bases 128 to 1117 code for a protein of 329 amino acids. The record is from RefSeq and is a predicted model, not a curated record. The transcript is spliced from 6 exons.